Messenger RNA from Hydractinia symbiolongicarpus, 1648 nucleotides. RefSeq names its product E3 ubiquitin ligase RNF121-like. The record is from RefSeq and is a predicted model, not a curated record. The transcript is spliced from 8 exons. The coding region runs from base 118 to 1053 and encodes 311 amino acids. Lineage: Eukaryota; Metazoa; Cnidaria; Hydrozoa; Anthoathecata; Hydractiniidae. Gene Ontology annotation, molecular function: ubiquitin protein ligase activity; metal ion binding. Gene Ontology annotation, cellular component: Golgi membrane; endoplasmic reticulum membrane.
UUACAAGUCCCAAAGACAAGAAAAAUUUACGACACCGAAUAACAUGGCAGAUUUUUUAGGACUUGGCAAUUUGCUCUCUCACGCUAUACUGUCCAGCUGUUGCUGGCUUGAUUAAAAAUGGUCAACAUAACGAGGGAACUUACUCCUGAAGAAAAAUGGAGACUGCAACACGAGGAGUUACAUGCAAAACACAAAGGACACGAAGCAAUGCAUUUAGAAAUGGUAUUGAUAUUAUUUACAACGCUGGCUGUUGCACAGAUAAUAUUAUACAAAUGGAAACAAUCUUAUUCUAGAUCAUACCAGUCCUUCACUCUAUUUGGAAUGUGGUUAUUUCCUUUAUUUUUCAAUCUUCGUGCUGGUUGGUAUCGUAUACUAGUUGUGUGGUUUCUAUUCACUCUCAUUACAUUACUUGUGUUACGUAAAGCUACCAGGACGCCUAUUGAUCCUCACACACCAAGGAUUACGUAUAAAUGGUUUUACAAUGUGCAUCGCGUGACGUACGUUUUAGGGAUAUUAGGUUACAUGAUAAUCAUGUGCACAUUUUUUGGUCUUAACUUACUACUGCUCAUCCCUCCUGAUAUCGCUAUGAGCGCUGGUGUUGUUACAAUAUUUUAUGGUUUGUAUUUUGGUGUGCUAGGACGUGAUUGUGCAGAGAUAUGUGCAGAAAAAAUUGCUGCUAAAAUGGGGUAUUUUAGUGAAAAUGGAUUACCUUCUAAACGGCUGAUGCCUAACAUUUGUGCCGUUUGUGGUCAGGAAUUAACUUUAAAUACAAUGGAGGAUGUAGAAGAAGAAAACACUGAAAAAACAUACAAACUUUCCUGUGGUCAUCUAUUUCAUGAAUUUUGUAUUCGCGGUUGGUGUAUUGUUGGAAAGAAACAAACUUGUCCGUAUUGCAAAGAAAAAGUGGAUCUAAAAAGAAUGUUUAAAAAUCCAUGGGAAAGACCACAUGUUUUGUUCGGCCAACUUUUAGAUUGGUUGCGUUAUUUUAUCGUGUGGCUACCGAUUAUUAUCGUUACUGUACGUGGAAUCAACUAUGUUCUUGGUCUGGAGUAAGACAGGGAAUCAAAUUUUAGCUACAUAUUUAUAUUGAACAUUCAAAAAUUUAUUAUUUCUUAAAUUUAUAUUUUAUAUAAAGUUACAAUAUUUUUAAAGCUUUUUAAUUGUGACACAUCAACCCGCUUCGUUUCUUGUGUGUGAAUUUUUCUAUUCUGUGGAAUAAAGGUGCUGUCUUUUUUCAUGACAAUUUUUUCGCAAAUUGAAGAGUGUGGUUAUGAAAGUGCACAUUACAAAAUCUAGAAGUUAUACUUUUAAUUAUUGUAUUUAUUAUUUGAUGCAUUAGGAAGUUAUUCAAAAUUUAUUCCCGUGUCGUUACUGGAAGAAAAACAUUCCUGUUCACAUUCUGCGUUUUUCUAAAACGGGGACGUCAAUCGCGAAUUGGCAGUUCUUGAAAGCUCUUAUAGAUCGCAUUUAUAAAUAAAAAAAUAAAUAAAAAUGGCAAUGGUUUGACACACAAUGUCGUCAUGAUAAAACGCCCUUAUCAAAUGCCACAACUCUUUAUCUGGGCGCAUUUUUGCCCUUAUAAAAUGCUACAACUCUUUAUCUGGGCGCAUUUUCGAGGGCUAUGAAACAAUUAUUUUCCCUCCAACAA